CGGCUUCUAAGGAACUUUCGUUUCUUUAGAGGUGUUGAGUGAUUUUUGUUAACACCCCAUUGAGGAGAACAGUGUGAAAUUCAUCUCAAUACGUUUAAGUCGUGUAAUUUAUCCAGACAAUCCCAGACUUUCAUGUUUUACCUAUGUAGACUUACAGACUUGGUCAGUGUGGUGGCGGCCGGAGCCUUGACCAGACCUACUUUCUGUGACUUUGGUUCGUACCGGAUAAUUAAGUUAAGAUCUACAACAUUCCACAAGCACACUACUCCAGAUAAACCUUCUUUCAUCCGCAAAUUUACUUAUAGUGUUACUGAAUGGGAAGCUCACACAAUCAGUAAUUUGAAAAUUCGCUCUUGAUCAUUGUAAUUUCCAAGGCAGUUACUCUGUAUCCAAAGUAACAUCAUUUUUAACAAAAUGUCGUUGCGACCAGUUACAAGAAGGAUGGCCACCCGAAAUUGCUUUUUGUACUUUGCCUAUGGAUCAAAUCUUCUCACAGAACGGAUUCAUAUCAAUAAUCCUUCAGCGAAGAAGAUUCAAGUUGGAAAAUUAAAGGAUUAUCGUUUGGACUUCAAUUAUUUCAGCCAGCGAUGGAAAGGUUGUGCUGCCACCAUUGUAGAAGACCCAGGAAAUCACUUGUAUGGAGUACUCUGGGAGAUUGCAAAUGAAGAUUUGGCACAUUUAGACACGCAAGAAUGCGUUCACCAAGGCGUCUACAGAGCUGUUGAAGUAGAUGUUGAAACUCUCAGUGGUGAACAAGUUAGAGCCCGAUCUUACCAGAUCAUACGCCCUCUGGAACAAGACCGCCGUCCUUCUUCCGUGUACUUGGAUGUCAUUGUUAGAGGAGCCAAAGAAAAUGGACUUCCAGAGGACUAUAUCACAUUUUUGGAGGGCAUUGAACAUAAUGGCUAUAAUGGAGAAGUGGAUGUGAAGCUAGACCUCGAAAAAAUUGAAACUGGAGAAUAGUUUAUGUUCCAAACCAUGUCCAGACUAUGGUGAGAGAAUUCAGAAACUGUCAUGUCACUUCUAAAGUUUUCUAGCACUGAGAGGCUAAAUGCACACAGCUGGGAUGAAUCUUCAAGACUUUCACACUCCAGGGACAUUUCACCUGAUACCUAGUGUGGCUUUGUGCCCCUGUUCUGCUAGCCCACAGGACUUUAUCAGCAACAGUUGUAUCAUGUCAAGUUUUCUAGCACCAAGAAGCUAAUUACAUAUAGCAUUUCAGGCAAGAAAAUUCAGCAACACCCAUAUUACUUGAGUUAAUAUGCACUGGGAGGAUCACGACACACCAUUUCAGGCAAGACAUUUCAACAAAUCUGAAAUAGUAAUUAUGUAAACUUUUAUUGCUAGAGAAAGCUGUAGCUGAGAUAAGUUUUAAAAAAUUACACUGCAGGGACUUUUUAUCUUAUAUGGUACUUUGUGUGGCUUUAUGCUCCAGUUAUCACUAGUCUAUAUACUUUUUAAAGCAUAUAGUAUUAAUUUCAGUGGUUAUGUUGUAGUCCUUAAAACAGCCUACGAUAAUAUAUCGGUAUCCAGUAUUGUAUUUUAAGAUAUAUUUACUUGUAUGAUCAGUUGGCUGCUCAUAGUACAGUAUAACAUUCCUGUGUAAUGAACUGUUAACCUAUUGUUUAUUAGCUUUAGGAAUUACUUUAGUCAAAAGGAUCAAAGGCCUUUUAAUACAACUUAACCUUACUUACCUCUCACUGUAUUGUGGCUGUAAAGUGUUGUGAAGUGUCUGUUACCAUUACAAAGCUAUAGAAAAGGUAGCUUGUGUCUUGCAGUUAUGCUGUCUUCAAAAAUGAGAGUAGAAUCUAGUCAAAAAGUUCUGUAUUGUUUUUCCUAAUAUCUGUCAUUAGGACAUGAAAGUUGUGAUAACUCUACUUAAUUAUAUUCAGCUAUGGUAGUUAAGAUCAUGUUAAUAUAUGUGUAAUUUAUUCUAUAAUCAAAUUGCCUGGUAUAAGGCAGUUUGUUUUGUGAUCAAAGCAGUUUUUACUGCAUAAUCAGUUAUUGACACCACAUUGGUGCUAUAUUCAAGAGAAAAUAAAUACUCUGGAAAAUAUAAGAAAUAAAUUUGUUCUUUGUGGCUAUAUCAUUUAGCUAAUUACAAAGCUAACUCAACUUCCACAAAGUAGACCAUCUAAAGCAUAUCAAAGACAAUAUAGAGUGGAAUUAUCUCUUGCCACUCGGAGAUACAAGUUCGGGCACUGUAAUCAUAUAAGUAAACUUAUAGUACAUAGUAUGGCAUUUAAAGGUGAACAUGCAUUUACAAUACUUUGUAUUCAUGAGGAAUAAAUAUUGCUCUUUAGUUAAAAUUUGAUGUUAUUUUUAGGAAUUAUGUAGGUAAUUUACAUUCCUUGUUUAACCUGUUUAUUUUAUGGAAUAUCCAAAGCACUUAAGCCCAUUUUAUCAGUGACAAUGUUUUGCUGUUUUUAUUUUGCAAGCACUGCAGAUACAAAAGGGAUAGAAGUGCAAUUUAUCAUGUGGUAAUAUAUAGCUGUUUACUAUAUAUUGCAUUGCUAAAAAUAGCUAUGACCCGUACCAACAAAACUUUGGACCAUUUCCAGUAAGAAUAUGUGUUGUUUCAGUGGUACAGACUAUCUCCAACUUACAACCUAUUCAUAUUUUGCCCAUACAUGCUGACAACAUACAUUUUGUAUAAAUACAUGUCAAAAGCUAAUCAAAUGUUAACUACAUAAAUGGAAAAGAAUUGCUGCAUUGUAUUUGAGUAAUACAGUACUGUAUAUACAGUACUCAAAUGAUGAAAAGAGUUAAAAAUCUAUUUUGCAUAUUAAAUAUACAAGUUAAUGCUAGUACAUAGAGUAAAUACGAAUCCCGAUCUUUCAUCCAUUCCAACUUAACAGCCAGUUAAGAGGAACUUAAAUGUAAGUCAGGGAUUGUCUGUAACCUAUAAACUCCUGCCCUACACAAGUACAGAAUAGUAAAUUAAAAUAGCACAGAAAACUUAAGAUUAUUGCCUUACUGAAAAAUAAAGAACAAG
This is a messenger RNA of Macrobrachium nipponense, 2995 nucleotides long. Its product is annotated as gamma-glutamylcyclotransferase-like. Gene Ontology annotation, molecular function: gamma-glutamylcyclotransferase activity. NCBI's taxonomy places the organism in Eukaryota, Metazoa, Arthropoda, Malacostraca, Decapoda, Palaemonidae. Bases 415 to 963 code for a protein of 182 amino acids. The record is from RefSeq and is a predicted model, not a curated record. The transcript has 6 exons.